Clonostachys byssicola is the source of this 645-nucleotide messenger RNA. Lineage: Eukaryota; Fungi; Ascomycota; Sordariomycetes; Hypocreales; Bionectriaceae. The record is from the annotation of a GenBank genome assembly.
AUGGAGGACGGUCAAUCUCACACGGAAAACAACCGCAUCACACUGAGAGUGGGGGAACGGCUGUUUCAUACGACCAAGGGAACUCUUACAGGCGAAAGUGGCUAUUUUGAGGCUCGGCUCACUCGCUGGAACGACGCAGACGCUGACGGGAGCUACUUCAUUGACAGUGAUCCAACCUUGUUCGAGGUGAUUCUUCGAUAUCUUCGAACCGGUACACCACCGCUGUUCUUUAACUCGGAUACGCAGACGUACGACCUCGCAAAGUACGCUGCUCUGUUAUCCGAAGCACGGUACUUUCAGAUCCCUUCGUUGGUGGCUUGGAUCGUGGAAAAGAAAUUCCUCCAGGUUAUCCAAGUUGACACCAACAUUCAAGUUUUCAAGGAACAACCAGGCAUAGACCUCUUGGCCAGUAGCUCUACAACAACCAGCAAGGUGGAAUAUUUCCCAACCACCGGGAUUGAGGGGCGGUUUGUGUGCCCACUCAAGUCAGUUGCUGGGGGACACCAUUGUAGUCCUAUCUGUUGGGACCGUUGCAAGGAACUAGGAGGAUCUCCUGUUACUUAUGAGGAUAGGCCAUAUUUCAUAGUUCUUGCCAUUUCACGGACAGUUGCGUUCAACCCUGAUAAGCUUGAAUACUGUGGGUAG